Molecule: messenger RNA, 488 nt
Organism: Gorilla gorilla gorilla (western lowland gorilla)
Lineage: Eukaryota; Metazoa; Chordata; Mammalia; Primates; Hominidae
Exons: 4
Coding region: 1-381 (126 amino acids)
Biological process (GO): cellular response to copper ion; detoxification of copper ion; cellular response to cadmium ion
Cellular component (GO): nucleus; cytoplasm
Molecular function (GO): metal ion binding
Source: RefSeq, a predicted model, not a curated record
AUGGAGUGCAAUCUCCGGGAAAUUCGGGAGGGCCGGGAUUAUAGCAGGGACGCCGCGUACCGCCAGGAGCACAGCCCCUCCAAAGCCAGCGUGAGCCAAAGGGCCGCCCCCAGGGAACUCCAGCCUCACCUGAUAUCCGAAUGGACCCACCUGAUCUCCGAAUGGACCCCCAGCUGCUCCUGCGCCACUGGUGGCUCCUGCACCUGUGCCAGCUCCUGCAAAUGCAAAGAGUACAAAUACACCUCCUGCAAGAAGAACUGCUGCUCCUGCUGCCCCGUGGGCUGUGCCAAAUGUGCCCAGGGCUGCACCUGCAAAGGGGCAUUGGAGAAGUGCAGCUGCCGUGCCUUAUGUUGGGACAGCCCUGCGUCCAGUUGUAAAUAACACAACCCCUACAAAUCUAGUUUUUUUUUAAACACAAACCUAACCCAUUUACUAUGUCUGUUUUCUUAAAUGAAAUAUGGGAAUGAUAAUAAACAUUGUUGGCCUUA